Messenger RNA from Amoebophrya sp. A120, 6185 nucleotides. Lineage: Eukaryota; Dinophyceae; Syndiniales; Amoebophryaceae. The record is from the annotation of a GenBank genome assembly.
CCGCUAGAUUGACAAAGUAUGAACGGACUUUCUUGAUGUUCGUAGAUUGGCCCCACCCAGAAGUCCGGUCAAAGAUGAAAAAUAUUCUUCGGGAAUUGAUGUCGUGGUGGCUAGUUCUAGUAUGGUCGUUCUCGUUGCGUAUAGCAUGAGGAUCCACCAGGAAGAAUUAUAGGUAAAAAACAGAACAAAAAAACCUUUUUUAUUGAUCAUGAUCUGCUUAUCUUCAAAUUAGGACAUGACGCCCAGCGUGGGGGUGAAUCACUUACUUAGAACUACUAUGUUAGCACUCAGUCUGGAGGCGGCAACGCUAACCCUGGUCUGAUAAGCACCGAAGCAGCUGCACAAGCACAACCCUGAACGAAGACAUGUCCACGACCUUUCGGUUGGCGAUGUUGACGUCGGUGUUUUUUCGCGUGCUCGCGGUCCUGCGUCUACUUCUUGUGCAAGAAAUAUAUCCCGUGGCACAUGCCACCUUUCCGUUUCUGCGGACCUUCCAGAGGCAAGCCGAAACGCGAGACGCGAUCCUGCGCGCGGUGGCGGAGGGCGGGGAGGACAUGUGGCGUAUGGCGUUCUCAAACGUUACAUUCUCAACUGCUACAUGAAUUUGUGAUGCAAGAAAAAGAAUAGGAAAAGUGCAAGAAGGUAGCUGGCGCCUCUCGCAUUACAAAUUUGGCACAGAUCUUCAUGCCGUUUAGCCCUUCGCAAAUUAAAUCGGCUAAGUUUUUUUUUUCAAAAUCGGCCAUUUUUUCAAAAUCGGCUGAGUUUUUUUUUUUUGUGUCGAGCGCCUGCGCCCACUACCUGCCGGACCUCAGCCGUGGAAACAGGUAUUUUUCAUUUUUUUCAUGCGUUUUAUAGUAUCAGGACGCUGGCCAUUUUUUCAAAAUCGGCUGAGUUUUUUUUUUCGUCUCAAACGCCUGCGCCCACUACCUGCCGGUCCUCAGCCGUGGAAACAGGGAUUUUUCAUUUUUUUCAUGCGUUUUCAUGCGAAGCAGCUUGAUCGUGUGGAUGAUGAUGGUGCUUUAGCAUGACAAAUUCAUGUAACAGUUGAGAGUGUAACGCUUGAGAGUCCCAUAUGGCGGUUGCUGAGCCUGGACGACGUCCCCGAUCGCUACCUCCGCGGCGAGAUCAACCAAGCGGGGGUGCUGCGCAGUGUGGAGGAGCGCGUGAACCAAGUGUACGGCUUCAUGCGCCAGAAGUACUCCUCGGGCAGCUGUGGCCCGGGCGUGUACAAAUUCGAGUGGUCCGCUCUGGACGAGGAACGCACCCCCAAAAUGGCGGCGUGGAAGGCCCUCGGCGAUGUGUCCGGAGCGGUCGACCCGUACCACAAAGCGGCCGGGGCGGCGAGUGAUGCCUUCUUUCUCACCCUCGUUCUCGAUCCCAAUGCGGGGCGCAUCGUGCUCGCGGAUCCCGAGACCCGGGUAGAGAAACAGUUCCAGACGCUGGUCGAUACGCGGAGGGCAGCUUUAGAAAAGUUGCUCACCAAGGCGGCCCAACUCUCCUCGACGGAAGCGGCGGACCGCGCUGCGAAAAUUGAUGGAGGUGGGGCGAAAAUAUCAGCCGAGAAAGUAAACCUCAGUGGUGACGCGCAGGACCUUUUGCGGACGAGCAAGAAGAACGGCGGUUACAAGUUUCAGGACGUUGGUGCAUAUCUGAAGACUUUCCUGAAAGACCCCAAACUCACCGAGGUUCUCAAAGCAGGACACCUCGGCGGGAUGCGCGAACAAGUAGAGGCUCACGAAGACGCGGACUCGGAGGCGACGCUCGCCGACAACGAGAGAAGGGCGCUGGCGCUGCAGGGCCCCUGGGCGGACGGCGAGCUGUUGCUGGUGCAAAACGGCGUUGCGGAAAACCGCGAUCUCCGUUGCGAUUCGUUGAUGGUUGGGCUGCCCUUUGGCGCCACCAUGCGCACCAGCGGGACGCUCGCGUGCCGCGGCGGGCGACUGGUUCUCGCGAGCGACGAUAUCAACGGCGCUUUUUCGCCGGCCGCCCAGGGCACCCCGAUCUCCGGUCAGCUGGCCGGGAAAGGCGUGGACGCCCGCAACCGCGACUGGCCGGACACGGUGGACCGCAUCUUCGAGGCGGCGAAACACCACUUCUACGCAUUUUCGGCACUGGAAAAACAGGUGGACCUGGGCGGGGACAAGUACCUGGAAUCGCUGCGCGGCGGCAACAGCUGCAUCGAGGUACCGGAAGAGGCCUACGAGGACCGCCGCGACCCGGAUGGUAUUGAAACGAGCGAAGAAGCAUCGGGUGGGGGCGCGACGAGAACAAUGCAGCAGUUUCAAACGGACCCGCUCGAGUACUACGCGGCUUUGGGGCUGGACCCCGCCGAGUUUUCGCAAUCCGCUGCGAUCGUGGCUGCCAGUUCCCUGGGCGACGGGACAGCUGGCGCGAACGCGAAGGCAAUGGAGGCGCAAGCCCGGCAGGUACGCGACGAUCGCGAUGCACGAGUACAGAAGGCGUUCGAGAAGGCACAAAAGGCAUUCAAGGUGGCGAAGGAAGCCAACCUGCAGGACAAGGCGAUUCUGCUGGACGCCCCCUACGUGGAGCGGCUGCGCAAACGCCGGCGGGCACCGCUCGACAAACCCGGCGCCGAGACGGUGCAGGACUUUUUGCACCUGCAGAUGAACAAGGCUCGGGAGGCCUACGUGCACCUGUUCAGCGACAAGAGUCGAGAAAACUACCGGAAAAGCGCGGACCAAUACAUCCGCGUGGACAACACGGCCAUGGUGGUGAACUUUCUGGGCGCGAAGCUGGACCGGAUCCACCUCUGCCUGCGCAACGCGCGGUGCUUCGAGUGCGGAAUCCUGCCCAGGCACUGGGGGCAACACUGCCUGCUCGACAGCGGGAAGCAAAGCUUCUUUCAGCAAAACCUGCAAAAAAUGGGAGUCACGGGACAGGACGGCUCACUGCAUAAAAUGCGCGAAAAGUAAUUUUCUUUCAUCUACUCCUGCUUUCGUUUGUAGUUGCGACCUGGUGCCCACCUCGUUCAAAUGUAUUUUUUUCUCUAGAGCAGGUAGACUAAUCUCAUCUGAGCUAUAGUCGUGCAACUAACAUGCGCAAGCAAAGAUGACAUUCACCAAAAAUAGAACCGGUUGCGGUUGCAAAAAAAAACCUCUUCUUCCAAAUCUAUCCAACAGGCUUGGAAAUUUUCUAACUGAGCUCGGGGACGCGCAGUAUGAGACGGGAAUGGCGUUGAAAGUGAUGGACAAGCUUCAGGACAGCACGCGCGCGUACAAUUGGGGCCUGGAGAGCACACGGAAGCUUAUCGACGGGCCGCUGCCGCAACAGCUGCACAGCAUGGAUACCAACAUGCAGCGGUACUCCCGGGCGAUGCUGAAUGACUUCGAGACCAAGGGGCUGUUCGACCCCUCCGAACUGAAGUACAAUUACAACAAGGACAAAAAGGUGCCCACCGGCGAGUGGCGGACGCGACGUCGCACGCCGCAGGAGUGGCGGCAGGUGCGCAAAAGCCUCAAGAAAGGCGAGGAGCAGGACGAGACGCCGCAAGCGCAAGUGAAGAAGAUUGCGCCCAAAGUGGAACAGGCCGCAGUAACUACACCAGGGCCGGCACCAGUGGAAUUCAGUGGCACCGGAGCGGAAACUUCGCCAGAUCCCGAAAGACCACCUCCUGCUCCUGCACCCGCAGCUCCCGAACCGGAUGAAAAUAAAUCGGCACCCGAACCCGAAGCGGACGACGAGGGCUCGACUGAUACAGGACCCAAAGCAAAGGCAAAGACGGAGGCGAAGAAAAAGCCUAAGUCGAAGACAAAAGCAAAGAAAAAAGCAAAGGCAAAAGGCAAGGCAAAGGCCGAAGGAGGCGGAGAAGGAGGAGGGGACGAAGACGCGGAUACCGGGGACAUCACUGACGGAAAAUCGAUAUCGCGCAAAAGGAAACGCCGCCAUGCGCCAGGCGAGGGCGGCGAAGGUGAAGAGGAGGAGAGCAGCACCGAUGACGACGAGGCCAGCAGUAGCGAAGAGGGGAGCGAAAGCGGAGAGGAAGAAGGUGGCGAGAACAAAAGCAACCAGAAGAAAACUGGGACUACCGCUGCCGCUGCGGGCGGAUUGAGCAAAGAAGCUGCCGACGCGCUCGAUGGCCAGAAAGACCGAUGGGCUCCUUACGCCGAUGUCGAUACCUACGCCUUUGACAACGAGCAGAAGGAAAUAAACGGAGAACAGACGAAAGGCUCGUCCGGUAGUACCUGGUCACCGUACGCCACGAAACUCGCUGCAAGUGCAACUCCCGCCGACGUCGAAACCGGGGGAGCUACCGCAGGUGGGGAAGAACAAGAGGCGGGAGAAGAGGAGCAAGAACCUGAAAAGAAAGCGGAGCCUAGCAAGGGGGCUGCCGACGGUAACGAUUCGGAGAACAAUGCUGGGGACGACGAAGAAGGUUCCCUUGCCCCAAAGUCCAAGGAGGCAGCACCGGCUCCAGUCGAUGAAAACGGACCGCCUGCAGCCACGGCACCACCGAAACCAAAAGCUGAAGCGCCCGACGAGAAGGAGGUCACGCUUUUAGCUGCUCCUGCCUUGCUGUUGCAUUAGUUUUUCUCAUCAACAACUGAUUCUCGGAAAAAAUCAAAAUCAAAUUGAAAUUUCACCACAGGCAGGGGCAAAAGAAGACGCAGGAGCGGGUAAUAAAGGUGAACAAGAUAAAGACGAGGACAAGGGCGGCGAAGGCGACAGCGACGAGGAGAAUGAUGAAGACGAAGCUGAUGAGGACGAGGAAGACGGGGAGGACGACGAUGAAGGCGAAGACGACGAAAAGACAAAAAACGAGAAGGCGAUCGCUUCGUCGAGUGCGUUUUCGGAAACGGGAGCGUUGCAACUACCAGAACAGCCGGCUCAAGGUGCCAAUGAAGCGGAUGAAACCGGUCGUCGCGCGCAGGCUGGUGCAAGUGCUACCUCCAGUGACCAGUCUGCUCGUGGGGAUCCGCAAGCGGUGGCCCAGCUCGAACCAAGUUUUUCACCUGGUGCCGCACGACCUCCAGAUCAUCUGCAAGAGGCUGCGCACGAUCCGAAUGUCCAAAUCGCGCCGGAGGAGCCCCCUCCGCCGCGGACACAAAAUAAACGACGGCUCCUGCGAAGGCAUGAUCCGAAGAAGGACGGCAGUCUAGGACCACUCGGUAAAAUGUUCGUCUCCUUCCUGCAACUGUUUUCCACAUCUUCUGCGAAGAUACCAGAGCCGCAGGAGCCACCCACCGCCGCUCCCAAGAUGGCGGACCCAGCUGCCCGAUCUGCAUCUGCUGUGCAAGAAGUCUCUCAAAUAAAAUCGCAGUCCACGGUGGAGUCUCAGCGUCGUCCCGACGGAGAUAUUAACAAGCCCUCUGAGACCACUAACCGCCACGACGCGGCAUCAGCUUCAGCUUCGUUGACGAGUAAAAAAGAAUCUUCGCUUGUAGAGAUGGACGAGAGAAGCGAGAUGCUGCAGGCGAUUAAAUCACAGAACGAGGGAAUCGUUACACGUCAUUCCGAGACAGACCUACCACUGAAGAGUUUCCUUGGGGCUGCGGAAGAUGUGCUAGCUUACUCCGAACUGCCAGUAAAGAAAUACGGGAAGGAAGUAGUUGCCGCCGCAAAGGAAAAGAUUUCCGAAUUUAAGGAGAACCAAAAGGGUGCAAUCUGAUAGGUACUACCACGGGAUCAACGAUCUUUAGAUUCGAGCUGUACUCACUGUAUGAUUGGACCUGCUACAGUAGGUGGAGCAGGAGACUUCGCUUUGUUUUCUGAGUUAGAAUUCAAGAUCGCAUAUCAACUCUAGAUUCUUUGUUUCUUGACAGACCUGUAAAUGUCUUGCUCAAAACUAUAAUACUUUUUCGAUUGUUCUUUAGCAUUGAACCCUUUUGUAAAAAAUGCCCAAAAGUGUUGCCGUUCCAACACUGGCACCUGCUACCAACCAGAUAGUAUUAAUUUAGACCCUCCUGUAAAAAAAUGCCCAUCAGAUCAAGUUGUUUGUUCUGCUGCAUCAACCGUCACCGAUAUGGUAUUAUGCAGCCAGCCAAGGACUUCGACUUGAUUGACCAUAACGAACGUCAAAUUGCUAUCGCAGAACUCCAACUUCCGAGAACAAACUAAAAGUUUGGAGUCAGUUGUGGAGCACAUAGACACCCAACAUUUGCGCUGUGCGUGUGUAUGGUGUAUUGCGGUUGUGUUUAAGUAGCAACCGAUACCGAAUGCGAAUGCCC